AUGGAUUUGCCACCAUCCAUCGCAAUAAUCGGUGCUGGGCCGAGUGGUCUCCUUCUCGCACGGCUCCUAGAGGUGAAUGGGGUUACGGAUUAUGUCGUUUAUGAAAGGGAUGACUCGUCCACCCCAGGUCCGUGGCAGCAAGGCGGUUCCCUCGAUCUCCAUGGCCCGUCAGGUCAAUUGGCACUCAAGGAAGCAGGGCUAUUCGAUGAAUUCAACACGGUCUACGCACGCUGGGAUGCCUCCAAGAUCCACAUUCUCAAAGAUUCUGGUGAAACAAUUGGACGCUUUGGCGAGGGCCGCGACGCGCCAGAGAUCGAUCGCCUGCAGCUACGUCAGCUUCUACUUGGGUCUAUACCUGCACACAAAGUCAAAUGGGAUCACGGCGUUCGCUCUAUUGAGAAAAAGGAGACCAAUGGUCGUGGAGGUAUCUGCAACGACUGUAUUAUCCACUUUGCCAAUGGUACAUCGGGUAGUGGGUUCAAGCUUAUCGUUGGAGCUGACGGCGGUUGGAGUAAAGUCCGCCCUCUGAUCUCAUCAGCACAGCCGGUGUAUUCCGGAAAAAUGUACAUCGAAGGGAAUAUCUCACACAGCAACCCAAGUUACAAAACAGCCCUCGAAUUGGCCGGACCGGGAAUGAUGAUGGCUAUAGGUCAAUGGAAAAGCUUGGCUUUGCAGCAAGGAGCCGACGGAACGUACAGGAUGUACUUUGGUGUUGUUGUCCCGGAAGACUUUUACAGUCACCGCGAUGGCAGUGCUGUUGAAAAGACAGAAGCCGUGCGACAGAUGAUGCUAUCGUCAGAUAAAUUCUACGCAAACUGGGCACCACAACUCAAAGCUAUCGCGGUGAAUGCCGAGGGUCCUUUCCGCGCCUGGACUUUGCACUAUUUGAAGGCAGAAGAAGUUGGGUGGAAACGUGACGCAGCUACAGGCGUGACGCUGCUUGGAGAUGCAGCGCAUCUUUCGACGCCGUUUGUGGGAGAAGGAGUCAAUUGCGCCAUGUACGAUGCUGUAUUACUGGCUAAGUGCCUUGUUAGGCUUUGUGACGGAGGCUUGAGCUUCCACAGUGUCCCGGAAGCGAGCUUGGACGAGGCUCUAGCUUCAUACGAAAACGAGAUGUUUGGGCGCGGCCGUGACUUGAUUCAGCGCAGCGCGAAGAGUGAAUCCGUGCUUUUCAGUGAGAAUGGAGUGGAAAACAUUCUCGGGAUUGUCGAUGGUGAGCAUGAAAAUCUGCUAUAUGAUGUCAAGGCCUCCACUGUCGAGUAA
Penicillium cinerascens is the source of this 1263-nucleotide messenger RNA. RefSeq names its product FAD-dependent oxidoreductase. Lineage: Eukaryota; Fungi; Ascomycota; Eurotiomycetes; Eurotiales; Aspergillaceae. The record is from RefSeq and is a predicted model, not a curated record. Gene Ontology annotation, molecular function: FAD binding. Bases 1 to 1263 code for a protein of 420 amino acids. The transcript has 2 exons.